AACAUCAACAAUCCCACAUUGGUGACCCAGACUCAGCAUGGAUGCCGCAGACAGUUCGCAAGCAGCACUAUCCAGAGUGGACGUGCGGCUCCCGCCGUUCUGGUCCAAGCGAUCAGCCAUUACAGGACAGUGACGACGAAGUCCAAGCACUNCAUUAGCAGCGAGCGCAUCAAGUUCUGCCACGUGAUCUCACUGCUGGAACACCGGUACGCCACAGAGGUGGAAGAUAUCACCUCUCCGCCUGAACGAGACCCCUACAGCCUACUGAGGACCGAGCUUCUGAGGCGGCUAUCCCCAUUGCUAGAGCAGCGCAUUCAGCAGCUCCUAACGGUCGAGGAAAUUGGCGACCGUGCGCCGUCCCUGUUGCAGCGAUACCUCAGGAGUCUCGCACCAGACGUGUCUGAUAACGUCAUCCGAAGCGCCUGGACCAGCCGGCUACCCCGCAAUGUACAGAGCUUCCUCGCCGGCCAGAACGAGAGCACCUUGGAGGCCGCAGCCCUCUGUGAGGACCGCAUCUCCGAGGUCGAAAUCCAGCCGGCGCUCGCUAGCGUUGGUCAACCCACGGACAACGCCGCACUUCGAGACGAGAUCGAUGACCUCUCCCGCCAAGUGGCUGCACUUAGCGCCGAACAGGACCGCCUCCACGACCGUUUCAAGGCGCGAGACCCGAGAGACCGAGGCCCCAGUCCCAAGGAUUCCUGCCCCGCCUUCAACAGCCACCGGCAUGGCAGCAGAUCUCCCUCCCGUGGCGACACCACAUCCAGUACCUACUGGUACCAUCGCCGCUUCGGCGCUCGGGCGCAAAACUCUACUCUGGCCUGCUCCUACAGCCAGCAGGGAAACUGA
Messenger RNA from Cryptotermes secundus, 846 nucleotides. RefSeq lists its product as uncharacterized. The annotation marks the transcript as partial. The transcript has a single exon. The record is from RefSeq and is a predicted model, not a curated record. NCBI's taxonomy places the organism in Eukaryota, Metazoa, Arthropoda, Insecta, Blattodea, Kalotermitidae.